Molecule: messenger RNA, 189 nt
Organism: Sphaeroforma arctica JP610
Lineage: Eukaryota; Ichthyosporea; Ichthyophonida
Exons: 1
Coding region: 1-189 (62 amino acids)
Source: RefSeq, a predicted model, not a curated record
AUGUCGCAACAAAAUGACGAGAUCUUCCAAAAUUUGCCUAACGAAGAGGAGGAUAGCGGGUUCACAAGUAGUGAUGCCAGCGCUACGAUGCCUUCAUUAAUGUCAAACAGAAGCAGUGAAGCGGAGGAAGAAUCGAGACCGGAUGGCCACAUGAAUGCUCCGGGGAACCACCCACGAGUGCUGAGGUGA